GAAACCGCUCGCCAAACCAACUGCUUACACGCAAACUCUUUUUGCUUUUAUCCGAAGUCCCGAAAACCCAAAUCGGAAUUCUCAGAAACCAUAGCUCAAUAAACCUCCAAUGUCUGAACCCAAAUCAGAGCCAUCAUCAAUCUCGGUUUCAGAGAAGGGAGUGAAAGCCCCCAAUGUGUUUGUGAGAGUGAAGGAAGAGUUCGAGGCAGUGUUACAUAGUCACGGUGAGAGUCAUGGGAAGCGCACGGAUUUGGAUGAGAAGCCGCCAAUGAGUGAGGUGAAAGCGCCCAAUGUGUUUGGGAGGGCUAAGGAGGAGAUUGAGGCUCUUGUGCAGACAAUUCAUACCAAGAAGGAAUCCGGUGGAUCGGAUUCAUGUGAAGAACUAAGGGAUUCAAGUUCUAACUCAGAGAAGGAUGCUAAGGGGCCGAGCUGGAUAGAGAAGUCUAAAAAAGAGAUGGAAGAUCUCGUGAACAAGAUGAAGUCACCGCGCUCUCAUCACCAUCAUCGUCAUCAUACAGAAACUCACGGAAUGAGUGAUGACAUUGACGAGAACACCCCAAUGAGUCAAGUCAAAGGCCCAAAUGUAUUUGCACGAGCCAAGGAAGAAAUCGAGGCCAUUGUUGAAGCUAUUCACCCGAAGAAAGAAGGAAGAUGAGGAUUGGAAACCAUCUGCUCCCCUUCUCGACGGAAAUGUUUAUUGAAGGUUUAGUUCUCCUGUCCUGGUAGUCAUAACAAAGAUUGAUAUAUAUAUAUAUAUAUAUAUCCCAAUGGAGGUUGAAUUUGAUCAACGUAUAGCGUCAUUUAUGACAAUGGAAUACUCAGAUAUAUCCAUGGUAACAGAACUAUUCUCUCUCAAGUCUGGACAUGAUUGAUUCCUAGAGUUCCAUAGCUUUUCAGUUCCUGCUUUGCCCCCUUUAUAUCAACAUCACCAUGAUAUAUUAAAUGCUGGAUAUGAGUCAAGGUUUUGAA
This is a messenger RNA of Ipomoea triloba (trilobed morning glory), 969 nucleotides long. RefSeq lists its product as uncharacterized. Lineage: Eukaryota; Viridiplantae; Streptophyta; Magnoliopsida; Solanales; Convolvulaceae. The record is from RefSeq and is a predicted model, not a curated record. Bases 110 to 655 code for a protein of 181 amino acids. The transcript is spliced from 4 exons.